Amaranthus tricolor (Joseph's coat) is the source of this 1319-nucleotide messenger RNA. Its product is annotated as probable protein phosphatase 2C 30. Lineage: Eukaryota; Viridiplantae; Streptophyta; Magnoliopsida; Caryophyllales; Amaranthaceae. Gene Ontology annotation, biological process: protein dephosphorylation. Gene Ontology annotation, molecular function: protein serine/threonine phosphatase activity; cation binding. Bases 218 to 1267 code for a protein of 349 amino acids. The record is from RefSeq and is a predicted model, not a curated record. The transcript is spliced from 4 exons.
UCUAAAUUCUAAAAUUGUAGAUCCUAAAAGUUAAAUAUUAAGCGGAAAUUUUUAAUUAAUAUAGUAAUUUCAGCUUUAAAGUUUAAUUUCUGUUAUUUAUUAUAUUAAUUAGAAAAAGCAAUUCUCUAUAUUUUACUUGUAGAGAUUAUGUAAUUUAUCCUUAAAUUCGUAAAAGUUUAAAAUUAAGUGAAGAUUCAAAAAAAGCUAAAAAAUAAUAAUGGACUGCGGGAUUAUACUACCAAGUGUUAGUCCUAAUAGUAAUUAUUUUUCGGUUCAUGCAAGCCCUAGAUCACCAUGUAUUAUGGUACGUUGCCAACAAAAGGAAGGGCAAGUGAAGAAUAAUCAUCACUAUAAUGAACUUCCAUUGUUAAAGAGGAAAAGACCGACGAUGAUAAAUAUUCCGGUUGAUAGAUCGUUGGAAAAUAAUAAUAUUAUGAAUACAUCGAGGGUUCGAGUCCAGGAAGUUGAAGUUGAAGAAGAUGGAUAUGGAGUUUAUAGUAAGAAAGGAAUAUCAAGGACUCGUUUGGAGGAUCGUUACUCGGCUAAUUUUGCCAGUGAUGCUCAUGGCAAGUCUAAGCAGGCAUUGUUUGGAAUAUUUGAUGGACAUGGAGGUGCAAAAGCAGCAGAAUUUGCAGCAGCAAAGCUGGGUAACAUUAUAUUAGACUAUUUAAGAAGAGGUGAUAAAUCAAUGAUUGAAGAAAACAUAAAAAAUGGUUAUUUAGCGGCAGAUGAAGAAUUUCUUAAAGGAAACGCAACUGGUGGUGUUUGUUGUGUUACUGCGUUGGUACAACAUGGUAGUUUGAUAGUUUCUAAUGUUGGUGAUUGUCGUGCUGUUAUUAGUAAAGCUGGUGUAGCUGAGCCACUAACUAAUGAUCAUAACCCUUCAAGAGAAGAUGAAAAACUUAGGAUUGAAUCCAAGGGUGGUUACGUAGAUUGUUGUAAUGGUGUAUGGAGAAUACAAGGGUCUCUUGCAGUGUCAAGAGCAAUAGGAGAUCAACAUCUUAAGCAGUGGGUUACAGCAGAACCAGACACUCAAAUCCUAACCAUUAAACCUGAUUUUCAGUUUCUAAUUUUAGCUUCAGACGGCCUAUGGAACAAGGUUAGUAAUCAGGAAGCAGUAGAUGUAAUUCAACCCUUUUUCACAGCAGGAAGUAACAAGCCAGAAUUAAAGAAUGCUUGUAGAAAGCUUGUAGAAUUGUCCAUUAGUAGAGGAUCUAAUGAUGAUACAAGUGUAAUGGUGGUUCAACUUGACAAAUUUGCACAUUAAUUUAUCUAGCUAAUUAAUUUUUCAAGGUUAAAAAGUGUUCUAUUAGGUUUUG